GUUCUUUUUGUAUUGUUUACAUUUGUUGGGAGGAGGAGAUUGCCGACUGUGAGAUCGUUGAAUAAGAUUAAAUGCAUUAAAAUUGCAACUAAAAUAUGAACUUUUACAAUGAUUUUGAUAUCGGGUUCGACUUGUUGGACUCUCCAAUAGUCACAGUAGAUGCACCACCCGCGGAAGUGGCUCCAGUACGGGCCCCAGAUCGCGUCGUCGCCGUCGCGCCCAAGGUCAAAAAGCCAGGAAUAAGAAAGUUAAAAUUCUUCAUGUUCGAAGCGCACGCCAAAAUCCUGGCCGGCCUGACCCACUUCAAGCCGGUCGAGACGCUGCGGACGAUCGAGGACGUGUACCGGAAUCUAGUGGUUUUCGAGGGGAACUUUGAGCAGACUUGCAACGAUUUCCGGAAGCUGGGCGCGGACCGGCUGGAGGUCCAGCAGGUGGGAGGGAAGGGAGGAGCGUCGUUGUGCCGGAUCAAGGUUGGCCAGUUUGUGCUGGCGGAAGCUCAGGGCAGCACAAAUCGGGCGGCCAAGCGGCACGCACUGGACACGUUCUACCAGACUGCCAAAAGGCACUGCUACAGGCUUGAGUAUCUGAAAGCAAGCAAUGCGUUGGAAAACCAAAUUGCACGACGUCCCAAUGGAGGGAUCGGUAUUUACAAAAAUAUCAUCAAACAGUUCAGGCAAGAAUCCAUCGAUCAAGAGCUGGUGUUCCGGCCUGAGUUUACCAAAGAGGAACGUUCCGUGCUUAUCAAACAUGCCCAAGAUGGACCUGAAGGCGAUCGCGUUUGGGCCGAAGGACAACCUGCAGUUGAAAGUUAUCGGUCUGCCCAUACCGGCACUGGCCAUCGUGGAGCGUAUUUUGGUGCGAAAAGAUCCCCAACUGAGGGCGCUUUACCAGGCCAUUCCACCGAUGGUGGGCGCGCGACGAAUUGACUAGUUGAUGGAUUCUGUAACUGAAGAUUUGUUUUCUUUUUUAAAUCUGUUAUUAAUUACUAUCUAAAAAGAUAGACUGGCUUAAGUAUGUCGACUGAAUUUGGACUAAUAAAUGAACUUUAUUAAAUACUAA
This is a messenger RNA of Culex quinquefasciatus (southern house mosquito), 1059 nucleotides long. RefSeq lists its product as uncharacterized. NCBI's taxonomy places the organism in Eukaryota, Metazoa, Arthropoda, Insecta, Diptera, Culicidae. The record is from RefSeq and is a predicted model, not a curated record. The transcript has 5 exons. The coding region runs from base 96 to 926 and encodes 276 amino acids.